CCGGCUCUGCAGCCGCACCCCGAGCCACGUCCGCCGGGUUCCCCACGGGACGGGGAUGGGAAGCCCGUGAUGCUCGGGCUGGCCGAGGGCACGGCAUCACACCGGCCACCUCGGGGGCCGCGAUGCGAAGGCGAAAGGGACCACCACAUGGUCGGUUUUCAGCUUGGUUGGUCGGUUUUCUUUUUUUUAAAACAUCCCUUAGUCCCACAGGGAGGUUUAGAAGGGUCGGUUCGGAGACCUCGGGCUCCCAAAAGCCCCGUGCCCCCGCAGGGAGCGCUCGCCCGGAGCUGGAAGAGUCCGUCCCGCAGCCCACGCUGGUGCUCGGGAAACGCGGCGCUCACAGGCUUCCUCCUCCACCACACCUCCCUCUGAUCAGCGCCGCUCCCGGGAGCGGUGCUGCUACCUCCGGGGUAAUGAAAUCUCGAGGAGUCGGGGGUGUUCGUGCCCCGUGUCCCCACGCGUGACUGUGGUUUGUGCUUCCCCUGCGUCGCGGAGGGGGCAAAGCUUCCAGCAACCGGGGUUUUGGAAGACCCCGCUCUGGCAGGGAGGUUUGGUUUGCCGCCGGCGUCCUGGGAGAGGGAUCCGAGAUGUUUGGCUUGUGCGGGGGUAUCGGGUGGGGAAGACGAAGGGAGAUUUGCUAAAACGGCUCCGGGUUUGGAUCAUCAGGCUGGGGUGGGGGAAGGCUGCCCUUGGUGCUGCCCUUGACGAAAAUAAUGGAAGUCUCUCUCUUUUCUCAUGGGUAAAUGCUGGUUGGGGCUGGGACAUCCCCUUCCUGCCACCCUUUCAUCCUCCUCGGGACCAUCAGGAUUUGCUCCGCUCUCCCCCCCGUUACCAACAGCAAGCCAGGGGCUGGGGGUGGGGGAGGAAUUCGCCCCUCUCCUCUCCCUGCCCAGCCUUGGGACAUCUCCUGCUCCGUAGGAUCUCUGCAGUUCCCUCCCCACCCUACCCCAGAGCGACCAGAGGAGCCAAACUGAUUUUCCUCGGGGGUUUUCAGCCUAGUUGCAGUUUUCACGGGACUUAUUUCCGCUCCCCCUCCCCGCCCAGGCUGAAGAAGGAGGGUGGGUUUGCUGCCUGCGCAGCCCCGGGGGAGGAGGGCUUGAAGAGGCUCCUCCGUGUUCCUGCGGCAGUGGCUUUGUCACCACCCUGCCCUGGCGCAGCGAAGCGGGGACUUCGAUGACGCCAGCGCUCCAAAGACCAGCAUUGUUCAAAACGCCCGGCCGCGGACAGUUUCACUCGCAGCGCUGCCGGCGCUUACAGAAACGGGGCUUCUUGCUGCAGCUCUGGGUCACGGGCUUCGUUUCCAGCCUGCGGAGCGAUCCCUGCUGCGCUCGGCUCAACACCUGUAUAAAUCCGUACAGGAUCGGGGCCAGAAACGACGGUGAGACCCGGUGGAGCGUGCAAGGGGGGCAGAGCUGUGGCUGGUGCUGAUGCUCGGCUCGGUAACUCCUGGCUUGUUGAAUGUCGGCACCGGCGACCAAGCAGUUCCUGGAGGAGAUCAACAAGUGGACGGGCCAGUACAAUGUGUCCCCGCUCUCCUGGAACGUGGCCGUCAAGUUCCUCAUGGCCCGCAAGUUCGACGUCCUGCGGGCCAUCGAGCUCUUUCACUCCUACCGGGAGACGCGGCUGAAGGAAGGCAUCGUGAAGCUGAAGCCGCACGAGGAGCCGCUGCGCUCGGAGCUGCUCAGUGGCAAGUUCACCAUUCUGAGCGUGCGGGACCCCUCGGGAGCCUCCAUCGCCCUCUUCACGGCCAAGCUGCACCACCCCAGCAAGAGCGUGCAGCACGUGGUGCUCCAGGCGCUCUUCUACCUGCUGGACCGAGCGGUGGAGAGCUUCGAAACCCAGAGGAAUGGGCUCGUGUUCAUCUAUGACAUGGCGGGCUCGCAGUACACCAAUUUCGAGCUGGACCUCAGCAAGAAGAUCCUCAACCUGCUGAAGGGUGCCUUCCCGGCUCGGCUUAAGAAGGUUUUCAUCGUGGGAGCGCCCAUGUGGUUUCGCGUGCCCUACUCCAUCAUCAGCCUGCUGCUGAAGGAGAAGCUGCGGGAACGGGUGCAGAUGGUGAAGAUGUCAGAGCUGAAGGAGCACCUACCCCGGGAAUGCCUCCCCGAGUACCUCGGGGGAUCCCUCAAACUGGACCCUCUGAGCUGGAACUGCCGGUUCCUGCCCCAGCAGAACGGGCACCCCGACCCGCUGGAUGAGCUCAUCCUGGUGCCGCUGGUGGCCCCCAAAGACAACGGCUCCGUCCACGUCCCCGGGCCCAAGUCCGUCACCCUUCAGGAACUGCUGGAGCACGUCAGCCACAAGCAAAAACGGGGCAUCUACGAAGAGUACGAAGAUAUUCGGCGCAGGAGCCCGGCCGGCACCUUCGUCUGCUCUUUGGCACCCUACAACCAGGAGAAGAACCGGUACGGAGACGUGCCCUGCCUGGACCAAACCCGUGUCAAGCUGGCGAAGCCGUACAGCCGCCCGGAGUUGACCGAUUACAUCAACGCGAGCUUCAUGGACGGCUACAAGCAGAGGAACGCUUACAUCGGGACGCAGGGGCCUCUGGAAAACACCUACGGUGACUUCUGGCGCAUGGUGUGGGAGCAAAACGUCCUGGUGAUCGUGAUGACAACCCGGCUGGAGGAGGGAGGCAGGAGAAAGUGCGGCCAGUACUGGCCCUUGGAGAAGGAUUUCCAGGUGUGCUUUGGGGCCCUGACCAUCACCAACCUGGGCGUGGAGAACCUCAACCAUUACAAGAAAACCAUCCUGGAGAUCCAUAGCUCAGAGACCAGGGAGCGGCGGCUGGUGUCCCAUUUCCAGUAUCUGAGCUGGCCGGACUACGGCGUCCCCUCCUCCGCAGCCACCCUCAUCGACUUUUUGGGGGCCGUGAAGCAGCAGCAGAGGGUGGCGGUCAGCGCCCUGGGACCUCGCUUCAAGGGUCACCCCGGGGGACCCCCGAUCGUGGUGCACUGCAGCGCCGGCAUCGGCAGGACAGGUACCUUCUGCGCGCUGGACAUCUGCCUGUCCCAGCUGCAGGACGUGGGCACGCUGAACAUCUACCAGACGGUGCUGCGCAUGCGGACCCAGCGUGCCUUCAGCAUCCAGACCCCCGAGCAGUAUUACUUCUGUUACACCGCCGUCCUCGAGCACGCCCAGCGCGAGGGCCUGCUGCUCGCCAACCACAGCCGGGCCGGCCCGGAGAAAAGCUCGCCGGGACACUGAGACCCGCUGCCUCCCCACAGAACCCCCCCUUUUCCCGUCCUCCCGGGGCUGCCGGAGCCGCCUCCGCACCCGUCGGGGCUCGGCAGAGGCGGCUGCCCGGCGGUGGCCGGCGGCUGCCCAGCCUCGGCUACUAGCCCUGCUCUGGAACUGUGCCUUAUUCACACCAAACCGGGGCUGCCGCUCGCCGGGGGGUGGAGAACGGCGCGGGAAGAGGCUCUCGCUCCUCUCCGCGGUAUUUCUGUUGGGGGGUUUGGUUGUUCGGGGAGGUGGUUUUUCUUCUCUUCGAAUUGUUUCUUUAUUUUAUUUUAUUUUUUUUGUUGGGACCAUCUGAAAUGUAUCUAGAGAGGGGCUUUGUAAAGCCCUAGGAAAUGUAUUUCCAGUCCUGCCCUGGCCUGGGGCUUAGGAAGAGGCGCCUGCUUCAGUCUUACCUGCCACUACGUCUGUGUGUCUGUAUGUAUGUGUGUAUAUAAUAUAUCCUUGCUGUGCCCAACCCUGGCUAUUAUAUAGAUACAUAUAUACAAGCACCCUUUUUAGCAGCUCCUGCUGGUCCCCGCUGUCCUGCCGUCUCGCUGCUGUGUUCCCAGGAGCAGUGAGUUUGGUCCUGGCUCUGUCUUGUCCUUCCUUUUUCCCUUUCCUGCCCUCCCUGCUCCUCACGAGCAGCGUUGGGACUCGGUACCCGCUCCCAUCCCACGGGAGGCACGGGGUUGCUCAGCAGCAUCCCCCCCCCCACCCCCCACGCCACCGCUUUCCUUGUCUUAUCUUCCUCAUCGUCAUCUCCUGCUGGGAGAUGGCAGCUCUGCUCCCAAGAGGAGGAGCUGGAGGAUUUUGGCCACGGCGGGCGGGUGGGAUGGGGGGCGAGGAGCUCGCCUGGCGUUCCCCCGCCCCUCGGGGUGCAGCAGCGGGAGUCACUAGGUACGAGGUGAUGGGGACAGACAGGGACCGACCGGCUCUCCAGGUUGCCCGGCUUUUCCAAGCUGGCGGUGGGAAUCCGCGGGCCCAGCCCUGGGGUGAGUCAUGGGCUGGCAGAGCGCUGAGCAAAAAAACGCCAAAACCCUCGAGAGGCAGCGAGCCGAGCUCUGGGGCAGCAGCGCCGGCCGGGGACGGCUGCCCCGGCCCCCCUGGGGAGCUGGGACCGCCAGUGCCUGCGCCUCGGUGACUUUAUACUUGUAAUAAGCUCUUUGAAUGUGUAUAUUCUUAUUUUUUUAUAAUCUUGGGGGGGGGUGGGUGUUGGGGUUUUUUGUUUUAGUUUUUUUUGGUUUUUUUUUUUUUUUGUAUUUAACAUUAACUUGAUCCAAGCCAGAGCCAGAAGUAUUUGUAAAUGUUCCUAUUUUGCUCUUGUUCAGAGAAACAUUUUUGUUGUUGUUA
Molecule: messenger RNA, 4569 nt
Organism: Tyto alba (common barn owl)
Lineage: Eukaryota; Metazoa; Chordata; Aves; Strigiformes; Tytonidae
Gene: PTPN9
Product: protein tyrosine phosphatase non-receptor type 9
Exons: 13
Coding region: 1459-3204 (581 amino acids)
Biological process (GO): protein dephosphorylation
Molecular function (GO): protein tyrosine phosphatase activity
Source: RefSeq, a predicted model, not a curated record